This is a messenger RNA of Paramuricea clavata, 3965 nucleotides long. Lineage: Eukaryota; Metazoa; Cnidaria; Anthozoa; Malacalcyonacea; Plexauridae. The record is from the annotation of a GenBank genome assembly.
CAAGACCCUCGGAUUUUUCCCAUGACGUCACUACGACGGCACUCCGCUGUGCAGAGAUCGGUCUCUUUAAACAUGGCGGCCACGAGCAGUGUGCAAAAUGGUUGGUUGGGUAAGCUUUUUGUCAGGUUUGACCCAGGUAGAGGCAAGAGUGAAGCCCCGAUCGUUGAGGAUUUGAUCAGAAAAAGUGGCCUGUCCUCUGCUUCGUGCGAUGAAGGGACACGGGGCAUUCUUAUGGGGCCCCCGGGUGCAGGCAAGGGAACUCAGGUAGGAUUCGAUUUUAAUUCUCUGUUCCAAAUUAGCCUCAUUACUUUUUAGUCUUAAUAUGUGGCAAUAAUGCACCCUAGAAUUAAAAGGCUCAUGCUUAAAUUAGACUACACCGAAACAUUCACGUUGUUUGGACAGUUCGUUUUUACUUUUAGCCUCAUUUUGUGCAUUGUUUUGUACUUUGUAGUAUAAAAAUUUCGUCUGAAUUGCCGGCAGUUCAUUGAUCCAAAUGAACAAUUAUAAUCUGCACAGAUAUUCAAAUGAAUGACCUUUGGAAUCAAGCCAGAAUGGCAAAAUAUAGGUCCAAAAGGUGUACCAUACAGAAAGAAUAGUUUGAUUUCUAAGUUUGCAAACUAGGUCCCCAGUUUUAUUAUAGCGAAAGCUUUUGAAAAUCGAUCGUAUAAAAUCGGGCAUAAUUGUGCUUGAAAAAUGUCAAAAUUCGUGUUUUUGUAUAUUUGACAUAAUUGUGUGACACGUGUAUAUAAAUUCGAACAUUACUUGAUUCCGAUCCUGUUCCGUUUUCGACACGAACGCGUCCCGAUCUCGGUCUUGUUUAUCAACACAAUAUUUGCGGAGUUUCUGUCAUCGGAAUUUCUGGUUUUAAAAACUUGCAAAAACGUUCAGCGAUUUUUCUGCAAAAGGUUUGCAUUAGAUUGCUUCGAUUAUGGCGGAAGAAUGUGGAAUAAAGGCAAUUUUGCUGGGCCCACCAGCUUGUGGAAAGGGGACACAGGUUUUGGAUUUAAUUUUGCACUAAAUUUGAACUUUUUAAUUUGAUACUUUUUUGGAUUAGAAUUAAAUGGCAAUGACCUAUAUAUUUUUUAUGUCUUUUUUAGGCGCCAAAGCUAGCAGAAAAAUAUUGUGUUUGCCAUUUGGCUACAGGUUUGGAAAUUUUUAACAUUUAUAAUAUUACAGCCAAAGGAAUUUGAUUAAAAUUUUAUAUUUAUUUUGGUUUUGUGGAGUUUAAAGGGAAUUGCUACAUUGUUUUUGUGCAUGUGUUUUUGUAUGAAGUUAGUGAUUUGUUUUGAAUUAUUGGGUUAGUUUAAAGGAGGGUUCUUGUUGUAAAUUUGUAAAACAGAAUUUUUUGACACAAUUUUAAAAUCAGUGUAGAUAACGGAUGAAUAGAAUUUGUAAUGAUGUCUGUCAAUAAUGAGCUUGGAAAAAAAUACUGUACAUUGUAAUGGACUUAUGUGAUUAUAGAUUAUGUUAAAUUAAAAUUAUGGACACAGUUUAUGUUAUACUCUUGCUUGUGUUACCAUGGAUUGUAAAAUAACUGGAUAGGAAACUUCCUGAUGUCACAGUCUAAACCUAGUUGCAAUCUGUGACGUCACAUGUAUUGCAAAUAUAUAUGAAAAUUCUCUGCAUUUUUGUUGUUUCGCUAUAUUUUCCGCUUUAAAAGAGUAAUAUUGAAGCAUAAACUGGUCUAACUGUUUUGUUAGUCUAACUAAGCCACAACAAAGUAUUCAAGGUAAAUGUUUUUCGCCUUUGUUUUGUAUUUUUUUUACAUUUGUAGCUACGAAAUUGGCAUUGAUGCAUUUUUCACUGUUUAGUACUUGAAAUAUUUGCUAAAAUUGACUGGAAAUACUUAGAGAUUUCAUUGAAGAAUGGCGUAAUUAUAUUCAUUUGCUCUUUGACUAAAAUGUUUAGCUGUAUUAUUGCUAAACAUGCUGUUUUUGAGAAUUUGGUUUGCAACUAGGUUUCAACAUGCAACCACGCCAUCAGCCCAUUGAAAACAUUAGGUCACAGCAGCUAGUUUCCUAUCCAUUUAUUAUAUUAUCCAUGGUGUUACUUAGGUGUUAUUUGCCGUGAACUUUUGGUGGGCGUAGCGUUGAUUGAUAACCUUUCUGCACUUCCUCUGAUUGACAAUUGCACUCAGGAAAUGAUGAAUCCUGUUCAUUCCUAGGUGACAUGUUACGAGCUGUUGUUGCAUCUGGGUCAGACCUCGGUAAGAAAGUUAAGGGAGUUAUGGACAGUGGCCAGGUAGGUGAUAAUUUCUAAAAAUAAGCUGAUUGUUUUUAGCAGGUGAAGUAGUUUUUUUUGGAAUGAUUCAAUUAUACAAUGUUUAACAGUAUAUGUUUGCCUAGUUCAAAACACUUUAAUUGGCCAUCAAAAACUACCUUGUGUCCGGGACAAACUUUCCAAGGGGUCAAUAUGUGAUAUAUUGUCAUCUUUUUCAGCUGGUGAGUGACGACCUUGUAGUGGAAUUGAUUGAGGACAAUUUGAACAAACCAGAAUGUAAAAAUGGAUUUCUCUUGGACGGUUUUCCAAGAACUGUAACUCAAGCUGAGAAGGUGAGUUAAAACAUGUGAAUAUUAAGUAUCAAAGCCCCCAGAAGUUUUGAGAAUUUUAGGCUUAUUUAGUUCAAAAAUCUCAUUUCAAUAAUAAUAUUUUAUCCAGCGAUCAUUUAAAUUUCUUUGGGAUGGGAAAACUAUCUGAUGGGGUAUAAUUUUUUUUUUUGGGGGGGGGGGUACUCGUUUAUGCACAACAAGCCUGUCCAGAUUGGGAGGACAAAAAUGAAACAAGAUGCUGCUGUGUUAUAUUGUAAGAAACAUUUUUUCAGCUUGAUGGGUUACUGGAAAAGCGCAAAGCCAACCUCGAUGCUGUUAUAGAAUUUGCUAUUGACGAUUCAUUACUCGUCCGGAGAAUUACUGGCAGGUAUGAUUGCAAUUCUUUCAUUUCCUGCCAAUUUUGACCAGACUUCCUUCUGGAACUUAAGAAACUGUUUCCAGUGCAGCUCUAGAAUUAAUAUAUUGUUAUACUUUAUAGAUUAUUUCACAAGCCGAGUGGUCGAUCAUACCACGAGGAAUUCAACCCUCCAAAAGUGCCCAUGAAAGACGAUGUAAGAAUAAGAUUGAGAAAAUAUGUUAUUUCUGUUUUGAAAUGUUUUUGUCUUGGUACACAGUAACUAAAAUUGUAUACAGUAUACUUUUUGUUUGAAAUUUCCAUAUAGUAAAAUCCCAUCUGCAUUUAUUCUUUCGAGCGAGAUGCUUAAAAUCUUGACAUAAUCAAGCAACUUACCAAUAGACCAUUCUAAUAAGGACGUCAAAUGUGGAAAGGCACUUAACUUAAUGUGAUGUCCGAAGGGAAAUUUUUAGAAAUGCAAAUGAUUUUUUUUUAAAACUGUAUUGGCUUGCCAAAAACUUAGUUUUCCGUGUUUUUGACGUCAUUAUAAGGGUCUAAUUAUUUGCAAUGGAAGCCCUGUCAAAGUCGCGAUGCAUACACUGUCCAUAAUUGCAUCACUGACACACCCUUGAUAUCCAAACUUGUUUCACCUCCUAGGUGACUGGCGAGCCUCUCGUUAAGAGGUCGGACGAUAACGCGGAAACCUUGAAGAAGCGUCUUGAAAGUUACCACAAACAGACCACGCCGUUAAUUGAUUACUACCAGAAACGAGGUCUUCACCAAAAAAUUGAUGCCGCAAAAUCUCCUGACGAAGUCUACAAAAGCCUUCUUGCUGCCUUCAAAAAAGCUAAGUCGAAAUAAAAACAUAAUAAGGGUGAUACCAUAUAUAGUCGAAAUAAAGCACCCCCAAUCUAGGCCCACUGAGAAAAUAAAACAAUGGUCAUUCAUUUCGUGACUUUGGACUGUGAAGCAAGCAAAUGUGGCAUUGCAAUCAAUUCUGAACAUUUUUAGGAUAAUAUUUUGCGUAGUGAAAUAAAUUCUCAAGCGUAAUUCUCGUGUGCAAAAUUUUGAAUGUUUUAUUG